Molecule: messenger RNA, 1773 nt
Organism: Durusdinium trenchii
Lineage: Eukaryota; Dinophyceae; Suessiales; Symbiodiniaceae
Source: the annotation of a GenBank genome assembly
AUGGAGGCCUCUCCGGCACCUGUUCGGACCAGCCCUCUGUGCUGCAAAGCACGAGGUACCUUACUGCCGGCUUGCACGCCAUGCGAAUUGAGUACUUCCAGCGCGGGGGGUGAUGCGCGUCUUUUCUUCCGGUAUUCGGGGCCCGACACGGAUGGGCAAAUGAUAGUGGUGCCACCGACUAAGCUGGGCUUCCCGAGAUCUCAGACUUGGAUCAAGGAAGUCUUUGAUGUCUCAGUGGACAAUCCGAGUGAGCUGCCGCCCUCAGACGAUCUCGGAGACUUCUCCAAAGCGUAUCCCAACGCACUUCUGCUUUACCGGGCGGACGAUCCUUUCCAGAACACCGGUCCUGGGGAGGGCGCCUUCAGUAUGGAGGUGACGGAUCUCAACAUCCCGAUCUAUGUCCGGUGGCAAGGCUACUUCCUCUUUGUCCGUGGCGGGGAGUACAUCUUCCGCCUCGAGUCGGACGACGGGGGGCGUGUGACCUUCGGCGGCCGCGGCAUGGAAGGGGAGAAGGUGAUGGUGGACAAUCCUGGCAUGCAGGAAGGCUCCCAGACAGCGCAAACCAGGAUGCAAGUGCUUCCAGGGCUGCACCCGGUGCGUGUGGAGUUCUUUUGGAAGCCCUCGGACACGGUGGCGAGCAUCCAACGGCCUCCAGGGAUCAAGGUCACCUACACCGGUUUCGACACACAAGGCUACUUUCUGUCCUUGAGCCGGGACGCGGGUGCGCGGAUGACCACGCAGGAGUAUGACUGUGAGCUAAGGCGCUUUGAAUGGGGCGGUGGCAUGAGCGUGACACGGGACUGUGCUGGGGCGUGCUUCGUCGGCUUUGAGUCGAACUUGGGCGACCGGAUCUGCGACAACGGUGAGGGCACCACCAGCAGCCUCGAGUGUUCUCAAUACAACUUCGACAACUUCGAUUGUUCUCCCACGUACCCGCAGAAGCUGGAGACGACGGCACGCCCCAGCAUCACCUGCCACCAGUCCUGUCCCUCCAGCAACUUCAGGCGGAAGAACUGCGCCACCUGCAGCUCUACCACCUCCAAUGGCCAGCUGUGCAUCGAAGCCUAUGACGACUACUGCCCCUCUGGCAAUCAGGAGGAUUGCACCUUUUUGACCUGCUGUGUGGCAAAGGUCAGUGGCUUGAACUACUGGGGAGAAGAUUGCCUAGCUUUCGGCACAGCCAGCAAUUGCUCAGGGAAGUUGAACGUGAUCCUCUCACGGCUUCAACUGGAGCGCUUGCCCAUGGAUGCUGCGGCGGUCUACGACCCUCUGGCACCACGCCCGCGACCCACAGGUAGCAUGAUGUCCGAGUGCUAUCAGAGCAACUGCAAUCAGAUCACAGAGGAUGCAGCACAUGUCGAGUUCGUGCUGAACCCCUUCACCGGUUUCUACACUGAUCAGCGAAUCUGCCCGGUGCAGGAGUCGGUGGAUCCGGGCUUCCAGUGCUAUGAGGGGCCCUUCGCGGCGGCGGGGAUCACCGAUGUGCUCACACAGUGCCAGGACAGCAAUUUCCAAUACAACUUCUGCCGGAACCGGAAGAGCGUCGACGGCCGCCCCUUCCGGGUUUGCUGCAGCUUCCUCUUCCUGAACCCUCAGGGCAUGGCGGAGUGUCGCUUCAUGGGAGCGGCGCAGGGCAGUUGCCAGCUGCUGCUGGAGGAGCUGGAAAGAAACUUGAGCUCCAGCGCCUUCACGCGGAUCUCCAACGCUCAGGCGGGUCGGUCACGCGGGUGUGGCUUGAAGAGAGCGGAGUUGCUGUGGCUGGACAAUGGAUGA